UAGCAACAGCAACGAAUACUUGCUCCGGAAAACCAACAAAAUCGUCCUCUGUGCUGACCUGUUGGCCUUAGAGGCCUGAAGAAAAGAUACAAUGAUGCUAGAUCUUGGUCCUUUUUCAGAGGAGAAAUUCGAUCCGAAGAAAUGGAUAAACACGGCGUGCAAGACACGGCAACCUCAGGAUUCCCUCGACAAGCACAUGGUGGAUCUCGAAAUGAAGCUCCAAAUGGUAUCCGAAGAGAUCGCCGCUUCGCUCGAGGAGCAAAGUUCUUCCGCUCUCCUCCGUGUCCCUCGCGCUACCCGUGAUGUUCUCCGUCUUCAAGACGAUGCCGUUUCUCUCCGCAAUUCUGUUGCCGGCAUCCUCGACAAGCUCAAGAAGGCAGAGGGAUCAUCGGCAGAGUCUAUAUCUGCUCUUGCUAAAGUUGACACUGUCAAGCAGCGAAUGGAAGCUGCAUACGAGACACUGCAAGAUGCCGCUGGAUUAACACAACUUAGUGCAACAGUAGAGGAUGUGUUUGCCUCCGGGGAUCUUCCACGUGCUGCAGAAACCUUGGCUAACAUGAGACAUUGCUUAUCUGCUGUUGGGGAGGUGGCCGAGUUUGCGAAUAUUAGGAAGCAACUUGAGGUCUUAGAGGACAGGUUGGACACAAUGGUGCAGCCUCGUCUCACAGAUGCAUUAUCCAAUCGCAAGGUUGAUGUUGCUCAAGAUUUGCGGGGAAUACUUAUCCGAAUUGGUAGAUUCAGGUCUCUGGAGUUGCACUAUACCAAAGUUCACCUAAAGCCCAUAAAGCAGCUCUGGGAUUAUUUUGACUCUAAAAAGAGAGUUAGUAAGCUUGCUAAUGAGAAGAGCGAAGCUGAAAGGCUGGCAAGUAAUAAUGACUCACAGUCAAGUUCUCUGGCUGUUUCUUUCUCAAGUUGGCUUCCUACUUUCUAUGACGAGUUGCUACUCUACCUUGAACAAGAAUGGAAGUGGUGUAUGUUUGCUUUUCCUGAUGAUUAUAAGACUCUUGUUCCAAAGCUUCUCACAGAAACCAUGGCUGCUGUGGGGUCAAGUUUUGUUUCCCGGAUCAACCUUGCUACUGGAGAGGUUGUUCUUGAAACAAAAGCACUUUCUAAGGGUAUAUUAGACAUUUUAUCUGGAGAUCUGCAAAAAGGUAGUAAGAUUCAGACUAAGCAUCUAGAAGCUCUGAUUGAUUUACACAAUAUGACUGUCAUCUUUGCAAGAAAUAUCCAGCAUUUAUUUUCAGAAUCUGAUCUCCAAGUUUUAAUGGACACACUGAAGGCAGUGUACUUUCCAUAUGAAUCAUUUAAACAGAGGUAUGGACACAUGGAGCGAGCUAUCCUCGCCUCUGAGAUCGCUGGGGUGGAUCUAAGGGGAGCUGUCACACGUGGUGUGGGAGCCCAGGGUAUUGAACUUAGCGAGACAGUUCGAAGAAUGGAAGAAUCUAUUCCUCAAGUUAUAUUACUUCUUGAGGCAGCUGUGGAGAGGUGCCUCAGCUUUACUGGCGGUUCAGAGGCUGAUGAGUUGAUUCUUGCACUUGAUGACAUAAUGUUACAGUACAUUUCUACCCUUCAAGACACCCUCAAAUCACUUAGAGCUGUCUGCGGAGUGGACCGCAAGGACUUUGGCUUGGACAAGAAGGAAGGGGCUCAAAAUUCAAGAAAAGCUGAUUUGAUCUCUAAUGAAGAGGAGUGGUCAAUUGUUCAAGGGGCCUUGCAGAUACUCACAGUUGCAGACUGUCUAACAAGCAGAUCGUCUGUCUUUGAAGCGUCAUUGAGGGCAACUCUGGCUAGAUUGAGAACAAGUUUGUCAUUUUCAGCAUUUGGUUUGAGUUUGGAUCAAAACCAGCUGCCUGUCGCAAAUGAUGAUGGAAAUGGGGAGCCACCAUUGGGUGAAAGAGCUGCCUUGGAUGUUGCAGCGGUGCGGCUUGUUAAUGUUCCCGAGAAGUCCCGGAAACUAUUUAACCUUUUAGAUCAGUCUAAAGAUCCUCGAUUUCAUGCACUUCCGCUUGCAUCCCAAAGGGUAGCUGCAUUCGCCGAAGCAGUGAAUGAGCUGGUGUACGACGUCCUCAUAUCGAAAGUACGACAACGUCUCAGUGAUGUGUCCCGUAUGCCGAUCUGGUCUGCAGCAGAGGAACAAAGUGCUUUCCCUCUACCAACCUUCAGUGCGUACCCUCAGUCCUAUGUGACAAGUGUGGGGGAAUAUCUUCUCACUUUGCCUCAACAAUUGGAACCACUUGCUGAGGGUAUUUCUAACAGUGACGCCAACAAUGAUGAAGCUCAGUUCUUUGCAACAGAAUGGAUGUUCAAGGUUGCUGAAGGGGCCACCGCCUUGUACAUGGAGCAGCUGCGUGGGAUCCAAUAUAUAACAGAUCGUGGAGCACAGCAGCUGUCGGUUGAUAUUGAGUACUUGAGUAAUGUGCUGUCUGCUCUCUCAGUGCCAAUUCCUCCGGUUCUUGCAACCUUUCAGACCUGCCUUGGGACGCCUAGAGAUCAGUUAAAAGACCUGUUAAAGGCCGACAAUGGGAAUCAACUUGAUCUUCCCACUGCCAACCUUGUGUGUAAAAUUCGGCGUCUGAAUUUGGAUUAGUAAAUUUUGUGAUUUCAAAAUAACUCGGAUCAACGUGACCA
This is a messenger RNA of Hibiscus syriacus, 2628 nucleotides long. RefSeq names its product conserved oligomeric Golgi complex subunit 7-like. The record is from RefSeq and is a predicted model, not a curated record. Lineage: Eukaryota; Viridiplantae; Streptophyta; Magnoliopsida; Malvales; Malvaceae. Gene Ontology annotation, cellular component: COG complex. Gene Ontology annotation, biological process: retrograde vesicle-mediated transport, Golgi to endoplasmic reticulum; intracellular protein transport; Golgi organization. The transcript is spliced from 10 exons. Bases 92 to 2587 code for a protein of 831 amino acids.